UCUCUUUGUCUUUCGUCACUUCGCACGCAAAUCAAAAGCCAGACUUUAAAACCACUUGCCACCGUAUGAGAAGCAUUUCUCUGACGGUCGAUCCUCCGCUCGCCACGCCGCCGCCACGUCAGCAGUCUCCUCCAUCAAAAUAGAUUCCUUUUCACCAAUCCCAUCAUCAACCAAUUUUCGAAGAUUCGAAUCCAAUUCUUCUCCUCCUUCUGAGAAAAUCUCAUAUUUUUGCGAAUUUACGAAACUUUUUGGUUUUGAAUCGGGGACUAAGCAACGAUUCGAAGGUUGUUCCGACUGAAACGGUGCCGUUUUAAUUCGCUGCAAAUGCUUGCCUGAGAAACACCUUUUGUUCUUUUAUGUAAAUACAAGUGUAGAGUCGAGAAUUUGAGUAGAGAUGGUGGGGGCAACUUUGUUUCACCGUAGAAAGCAUUCAUGGCCGGCUGAGGAAUUCAUCAGCAGAAGUACUCUGCAAUUACUUGAUUUUGAUUGUGCUGCUCCGCCACCACACGCAUGGAGGAGGAGAUUAAAUUGUCAUGCCAAUAUCCUUAAAGAAUUCACUAUUACUUUUAGGGAAGCCAUUAAAAUGGUACGCUUGGGGAUACGAUUAUGGUCAUAUGUCAGAGAAGAGGCUUCCCAUGGAAGGAAAGCACCUAUCGAUCCCUUCACCAAAGAGAACUGCAAACCAUCUGCAUCCCAAGGUGUUCCACUCGGAGGAAUGGGAAGUGGAAGCAUAUCUAGAGGCUUCAGGGGUGAGUUUAAGCAGUGGCAAAUCACUCCCGGAACUUGUGAUCCAUCACCUAUGAUGUCAAAUCAGUUUUCUAUUUUUAUUUCUCGAGAUGGUGGACACAAAAAGUAUGCAUCAGUUUUGUCCCCAGGGCAGCAUGGAAGUUUAGGAAAAUCACGUGAUAAAGGUCUUUCUUCAUGGGGCUGGAAUCUGAAUGGCCAGCAUUCAACUUAUCAUGCUCUUUUUCCUCGGGCUUGGACUAUAUAUGAUGGUGAGCCUGAUCCAGAGUUAAAGAUUUCCUGCCGGCAAAUAUCUCCCUUUAUACCAAACAAUUAUCGAGAUAGUAGUCUUCCAGCAGCUGUUUUUGUAUAUACGUUGGUGAACACUGGAAAGGAAAGGGCAAAAGUCAGCCUCCUAUUCACAUGGGCGAAUUCAAUGGGUGGGACUUCACAUAUGUCAGGGGGUCAUGUGAAUGAGCCAUUCAUAGGCGAAGAUGGGGUCUCUGGUGUCCUCUUACAUCACAAGACAGGCAAGGGAAAUCCUCCUGUUACAUUUGCGAUUGCUGCUUCUGAGACUCAGAAUGUUAAUGUAACUGUUUUACCAUGCUUUGGAUUGUCUGAAGAUAGUUCUUUUACAGCGAAAGAUAUGUGGGAUACAGUGGAAAAGGAUGGGAAAUUUGAUCAAGAAAACUUCAAUAGCGGGCCAAGCACGCCUUCAUUAGCUGGAGACACUAUUUGUGCAGCAGUCUCAGCUUCGGCAUGGGUAGAAGCUCAUGGCAAGUGCACUGUGUCUUUUGCUCUUUCGUGGUCAUCACCAAAAGUGAAAUUUUCAAAGGGAAGCACAUAUGACAGGAGAUACACUAAAUUUUAUGGAACUUCGCCAAGAGCAGCGCUGGACCUUGUGCAUGAUGCACUGACAAAUUAUAAGAGGUGGGAGGAAGAUAUUGAGGCAUGGCAAAAUCCCAUUCUCAGAGAUGAAAGGCUCCCUGAGUGGUACAAGUUCACUCUGUUCAAUGAGCUUUACUUUUUGGUAGCCGGUGGUACAGUUUGGAUAGACUCUUCUUCACUCAAUGCCAAUGGGAAUAGUCAGCAUCAACAAUCGGGUUUAGGAAAUUCAGAUGGUAUGGCGGGUGGACUUGACAUCAAUGAUCAACGGAAUGACCUUGCUAAUGGAAACAGCGUUGGAGUAAAAAGCAAUGAUGAAGUAUCAGCUAUUCAUAACCGGAAUGGUUUAUUUGUCGACACUCGCCAUGUAGAUGAUGGCGAUGAUGUUGGUCGGUUUCUGUAUUUGGAAGGUGUGGAGUAUGUGAUGUGGUGCACAUAUGACGUGCACUUUUACGCAUCAUAUGCGCUCCUUAUGCUAUUCCCAAAGAUCGAACUAAACAUCCAGCGGGAUUUUGCAAAAGCUGUGUUGUCUGAAGAUGGGAGGAAGGUUAAGUUCCUGGCAGAAGGAAAUGUCGGAAUUCGUAAGGUCAGAGGUGCUGUUCCUCACGAUCUGGGAAUGCAUGAUCCAUGGAACGAAAUGAAUGCCUACAACAUACAUGACACAAGCAAGUGGAAGGAUCUUAACCCAAAGUUUGUACUUCAGGUGUAUAGAGAUUUUGCAGCUACAGGGGAUUACCAAUUUGGAAUAGACGUUUGGCCUGCAGUACGUGCUGCUAUGGAGUACAUGGAACAGUUUGAUAGAGACAAUGACGAUCUAAUAGAGAAUGAUGGUUUCCCAGAUCAGACAUAUGAUACAUGGACUGUUCAUGGUGUGAGUGCCUACUGCGGUUGCCUUUGGCUGGCUGCUCUUCAAGCUGCAGCAGCAAUGGCUCUACAAAUCGGUGACAAAUUCUUUGCAGAAUUGUGUAAAAAUAAGUUUUUGAAUGCAAAGGCAGCACUGGAAACGAAACUCUGGAACGGAUCAUACUUCAAUUACGACAGUGGGGCAAGCAGCAACAGCAAAUCUAUACAGACUGAUCAGCUGGCGGGUCAAUGGUAUGCCGCAUCUUCAGGUCUGCCUCCAAUAUUCGAGGAAUCUAAAAUCAGAAGCACUAUGCAAAAGAUCUUUGAUUUCAAUGUGAUGAAGACCAAAGGAGGCAAAAUGGGUGCAGUUAAUGGGAUGCAUCCUGAUGGGAAAGUGGAUGACACAUGCAUGCAGUCGCGUGAGAUAUGGACAGGUGUUACUUAUGCAGCUGCGGCUACAAUGAUCCUCUCUGGAAUGGAAGAACAAGGAUUCACCACUGCUGAGGGAAUUUUCACAGCUGGCUGGUCAGAAGAAGGUUUCGGAUAUUGGUUCCAGACACCGGAAGGUUGGACAAUGGAUGGGCAUUACAGGUCAUUAAUAUACAUGAGACCGCUUGCGAUAUGGGGAAUGCAAUGGGCAUUAUCGCUGCCAAAGGCAAUUCUGGACGCUCCUCAGAUCAACAUGAUGGACAGAGUACACUUAUCCCCAAGAAGCCGAAGAUUCUCUAGCAACUUCAAAGUUGUGAAACACAAGGCUAAGUGUUUUGGCAAUUCAGCAUUAAGCUGUUCUUGCUAAAUCAUUCCGUCUUAUUAUAUAUAACAUACAAAUAACAUUCACAUCUCUGAUAUGAUUAUCGGAGUAACUUAUAUAAAAAAAAAAAAAAAAAAGUAAAAAAUGUUAUUUAAGGAGAGGAAUUAGCCGACAUGAAGCUGAAGGAGGUUCCUGAGUUGUAAUAUUAAUAGAGUUGUAUUAAUAAUAAUAAUAAUAACCUGAGAAGAACAAUUUGUGUUCUUCUUUUCUUCUGUUGGUUUAUAUUUAUUGGCUUAAAGAAAAGCCACGUAAGAGCAAAUAAAAUGACAACACCUACGUACGCUUUAUAGCGUUCAAUGUAGACCUCAA
This is a messenger RNA of Arabidopsis lyrata subsp. lyrata, 3571 nucleotides long. RefSeq names its product non-lysosomal glucosylceramidase. Lineage: Eukaryota; Viridiplantae; Streptophyta; Magnoliopsida; Brassicales; Brassicaceae. The record is from RefSeq and is a predicted model, not a curated record. Gene Ontology annotation, cellular component: membrane. The transcript is spliced from 20 exons. Gene Ontology annotation, biological process: carbohydrate metabolic process; glucosylceramide catabolic process. The coding region runs from base 395 to 3247 and encodes 950 amino acids. Gene Ontology annotation, molecular function: beta-glucosidase activity; glucosylceramidase activity.